AUGGCAUUAACCGAUAGACGUCCAAUGGCAUUACCAGUUUCUGCUUCACCAGUUUCUCCCUCAUUUAAUCCAAAUACUUUGGGGAUUUCAACAAAAACAAGAAAUAAUAGCUUACCAUUACAUCCAACAGAGGAAGAAAAAAUUGAUGAAGUUGAAGAACUUGAACAUGAUGAAGAAAAACAAAAUUCAAAUGAAGAAGAAGAUGAUGAUAAACAAUCAAUAUCUUCGGAAUUGGAAAAAAUGGAAAUUCAAAAUGAAAAAGAUCUAGAGAACUCAUCAACUUCAAGAAGCGCUUCCCCAGAAUCAAUUUUAGACAAAGCUAAAACAACUACAAGAGAAUCAACUCCUCCAACAACUAUUUCAACUCCACCAUCAUCUCAAGGAGAUAACGAUAAUUUAUCAACUAACUUUACCAAAAAGGUUAAAAAGCCAAAACCAAUUUCAAGAGCUCCAAUAGCGACUGGUAUUUCAACUGCAAUUCCUGUAACUGGUGAAAAACCUAAACCAGAACAAAAAGGAGAUGCUUCAUUAGAAGAUGAUGUUUUAUUUGCAAUUUUUGUUAUAUUAUAUGAAAGAGAUCCUGAAGGUCAAGGAUUCACAGUUAAACAAAUUUGUGAUAUAUUAGUUGAGGAACAUCCACUGAUUGCUCAAUUAUCAACAAAAACUUCUAAUUUAGUUAGUGCCAAAUUGAAUGCAUAUGUUAAAAGAGUUGAAAAAGGUGAUACAAGUUUGAAAUAUGCCAUUUCAAGAGAUUGGGCAGAUGCUUCACCAAAAAGAAUGGUUUAUGUUUAUCGUGGUAUAUUAGCUCCAGGUUUUGAAGUUGUUGCUAAAAAAUUGAUGGAUGAGAUUAAGCAACAAAGAGGAGAAGAACAAGCUCAAGCACAGGCUCAGGCGCAAGCACAAGCACAAGCACAAGCAGCUCAAGUUGAUUCUCAACAAAUUGAAGGUGAACAAGAUGAAGAAAAAUCAUCUGGUGCUGCUUCACCUAAAUCAUCUACUAAGAAAUUUGUAAAAGAAUUACCAUCCACUACAAGUUUCAAUGAUGAUUCAUUGGAAGCUGGUAAACAAGCAUCUUUGGCCAAACCAAGGAGACAGACCAUGUUUGAUUUAGGAAUCACAAAACAUUCAUUUUUUGAAACUGGUUCUGGGUUUGAUAAAUCUAAUUUAUUUGUUCCUUAUUCUUCAGCUCCAGUCACUGCUGCAUUAAAUGAAGUUUCAACUACAACAGAUUCUUUGAAAGAUACUUCAGAUAUGGAAUUAGAUGAAGAAGAAUUUGAAGGUGUAUUUGCAGAUAGUGAUCAAGAUGAUGAAGAGGAUGAUUUCAAUUUAAUUGAAACUAUUCGUAAAAAUGGUAAACGUUCGAAAUCGAUGUCUUAUUUAUCAAUUACUAAAAAAACCAAAGUUUUAACUGCCGCUGCAGCUGCUCCAAGAGCUUCUAGAGCACCAAGUUCUCAUAGUCCAAAUGCUGCCGCUGCUGCAGCUGCCUUACAUGCCGCUGCAUUAAGAGCUAUAUCAAGAACUUCUUCAACAUCAAAAGAUUUAGAUUCAAAUAAAAAAUGGUUAAAAGUUAUUAGAUCUGGAUUUUUGAGCCAAGAUAUUGGUGCUCCUGAAGAUACAAAAUUAUCUGAUCUUGAUAAAUUUUUCAAUUAA
Lodderomyces jiufengensis is the source of this 1650-nucleotide messenger RNA. RefSeq names its product Gds1p (gene GDS1). NCBI's taxonomy places the organism in Eukaryota, Fungi, Ascomycota, Pichiomycetes, Serinales, Debaryomycetaceae. The transcript has a single exon. Bases 1 to 1650 code for a protein of 549 amino acids. The record is from RefSeq and is a predicted model, not a curated record.